AUGCAUUUAGCCUGGCGAUUUCUAAUUGUAUCAUCUCAUGCUGCUGAUGCUGACAACCUUGAUAUCUUCUUGCAGGAACCUUUCUGUUCAAGCUUCCCAUCACCAAUAUUUUUUGGAAUUGGACAGAUAUCCGACAUCUUGUAUGUGUCAACAUUAAAUAAGAUUAUUCAUUUCCCUAAUUUUGACAAAAGUAUACCUGUGAAGUUGUUUCCUCUGCCUCUGAUUUAUGUUGGAAAACACAUAAGUGGAUUAUCAAAUACCAGCAGACUUGGUUUGCCGAUGUUUACAGCGCUCAGGAAGUUUACCAUUCCACUUAUAUUACUGCUGGAAAUCAUCAUACUUGGGAAACAAUAUCCACUAAGUAUUAUAGUCAGUGUAUUUGCCAUCAUUCUCGGGGCCUUCAUAGCAGCUGGGUCUGAUCUAGCUUUUAAUCUGGAGGGCUACACCUUUGUAUUGCUAAAUGAUAUCUUCACAGCAGCAAAUGGUUGUUAUACAAAGCAGAAAAUUGAUCCAAAGGAGUUGGGAAAAUAUGGCAUCCUUGUCUAUAAUGCUUGUUUUAUGGUGGUUCCAACUGUUAUUAUUAGUUUUUCUACUGGAGACUUUCAACAGGUAAGGAGCAAUAUUCCAUAUCUCAGAUUGAUAAUGGUCUUAGAGAUGGUCUUCUUACUGACAACUUUUUUAGGGUUUCUCCUGAUGUAUUCUACUGUCCUAUGCAGUCAUUACAAUUCUGCACUUACAACAACAGUGGUUGGUGCCAUCAAGAAUAUAUCCAUUGCUUACAUUGGAAUGUUGGUUGGUGGAGAUUACAUAUUCUCCAUGUUAAACUUUAUAGGGCUUAAUAUUUGUAUGGCAGGAGGAUUGAUAUACUCAUUUUUAACCUUAAGAGGAAACAGCAAGCCUAAGCAACCUGGAGAUGAAGAGAAUGCACUUCUUGAGUCAAAGAGUUAG
Struthio camelus australis is the source of this 948-nucleotide messenger RNA. The record is from RefSeq and is a predicted model, not a curated record. Lineage: Eukaryota; Metazoa; Chordata; Aves; Struthioniformes; Struthionidae.